Messenger RNA from Culex quinquefasciatus (southern house mosquito), 1650 nucleotides. RefSeq lists its product as uncharacterized. The record is from RefSeq and is a predicted model, not a curated record. NCBI's taxonomy places the organism in Eukaryota, Metazoa, Arthropoda, Insecta, Diptera, Culicidae. The coding region runs from base 1 to 1650 and encodes 549 amino acids. The transcript has a single exon.
AUGCACUUUGUUGCAGACUGCUCGUACACGAAACACACCUGCAAGACGUGCGGCAAAGUGGGACACAAGGAAGGAUACUGUGCUUGCUGCUCCAAACCCUCCGGUUCCGGAGAAGGUGCAUCACACACAGCAUCCGGAGGCGGCAAGAAGAAGCACAAAAAGAAGCGGGCCGACGGCGGGGGAAACUCAAACGGAGUGUACGCUGUUAACAAGGAAGGUGUCGUCGGACGGCGCAAGUUCGUGGAAGUUCUGAUCAACAACGAACCGAUCGAACUCCAGCUCGACUGCGGAUCGGACUAUACCAUCAUCUCGACGGAUUCACUUCCCUUGCUCGGCAACCCAGAAACCAUUCCGACGGAACUGCGGGUGGCCACAGCCUCAGGCAAACCCCUUCCGCUGGAAUUGGAGUUCGAGUGUGACGUCACGUUCCGCGGGACCACCAAGCGUUCCGUGUGCUACGUCACUCCUGUGCGCGGUUUCAAGGUUCUUGGGAGCGACCUGAUGGAAGCUUUCGGGCUGUACGACAUUCCGAUCAACGACUUCUGCAAGCAACUCACAACUGCGGAGGACUCGUUGGCGUGUGGUGCCGCGCUGAAGGCGAAAUUUCCGGCGGUGUUCCAGGAAGGACUCGGACGGUGCACGAAAACGAAGAUCCAGCUGUUCCUGAUCGACGGGGCGAAGCCGGUCUUCAAGCCUAAGCGGCCAGUGCCGUUCCACUCGCAGCGGCUGGUCGAAAAGGAGCUCAACCGAUUGCAGAACAUGGGAGUGCUGGAGCCGGUCGACUACUCGGACUGGGCGGCACCCAUCGUGGCAGUUCGGAAAGCGCAGCGCGACGCAGACGGAGAUCCGGUGGUCCGCAUUUGCGCGGAUUACUCGACCGGGCUGAACGCUGUGCUGGAGGCGAACAAGUACCCUCUCCCUACCCCCGACGACAUCUUCGCAAAGCUGGCUGGCAGCAAGUUCUUCAGCGUGAUUGACCUGUCGGACGCUUAUCUGCAGAUGGAGGUAGAGGAGGAGUCGCAGAAGCUGUUGACUAUGAACACACACAAGGGGCUGUUCAAGGUCAAGCGUCUGCCGCCGGGAGUGAAACCCGCUCCUGGAGCCUUCCAGAAGGUCGUUGACAACAUGCUCGCCGGCCAGGAAGGAGCGGCGUCGUUCCUCGACGACGUGCUGGUGUUCGGCCGAACGCGCGCUGAGCACGACCGGAACUUGGAGCAAACGCUGCAGCGGAUCCAAGAUUUCGGUUUCCGGCUCAAGAUCGAGAAGUGCAAGUUCUACAUGACGGAGGUGAAGUACCUGGGCCACAUCAUCAACCAAAACGGAAUCCGCACCGACCCGGGGAAAGUGUCUGCCAUCUCGCAGAUGCCACCGCCGAAGAACCUCACCGAGCUGCGUUCGUUCUUGGGCGCGGUCAACUACUACGCGAAGUUCAUCAAGGAGAUGCACCAGCUGCGUAGGCCACUCGAUCUGCUGCUGAAGAAGGACGCAAAGUGGGCCUGGUCGGACGACUGCCAACGAUCGUUCGAGCGCUUCAAGGAGCUGCUCAAGUCUGACCUGAUGCUGACCCACUACAACCCGACGCUGGACAUUAUCGUGGCCGCUGACGCUUCGCAAACCGGAAUCGGCGCUACAAUCCGACAUCGUUUCUGA